Molecule: messenger RNA, 2030 nt
Organism: Cajanus cajan (pigeon pea)
Lineage: Eukaryota; Viridiplantae; Streptophyta; Magnoliopsida; Fabales; Fabaceae
Product: S-adenosyl-L-methionine-dependent methyltransferases superfamily protein
Cellular component (GO): cytoplasm; trans-Golgi network; endosome
Molecular function (GO): methyltransferase activity
Source: RefSeq, a predicted model, not a curated record
CAAACAAAAACAUAGGAUGAUCCUCUUCUAUAAUAUCUAUCCAUAAAUACUAGACUUAUCUCAGAAGCACACUUUGCAAGUUCACAAAAGUCAACAACACAAAGCAAAACAUCUCACCUCAAAGUUGAUGAUGAUGAUGACCACUCCAUGCCUCAAAAUCUUCUCAAUUCUCUUCCUAGCCUCUCUCUUCUACAUCCUCAUUGCCUCCUCUUUCUUCACCUCACCUCAUCUCCACCAACAUUUGCACUUGCACCUGCAACCACCCUUUGAGUUGUGUCCAAGUAACUACACCAACCAUUGUCCAUGUCAAGACCCCAGAAGACAGAAACGUUUUCCCAAAGCCAAAUUGUUCCGCAAAGAGCGUCACUGUCCCAAAACCAGUGAGAGGCUGAGGUGCCUCGUUCCAACCCCAUUGGGGUACAAAACCACGUUUCCUUGGCCUCAGAGUAAGGACAGUGCAUGGUUCAGCAACGUGCCUUUUCCCAAGCUUGUGGAGUAUAAGAAGUCGCAGAACUGGGUUAGGUUGGAGGGUGAGCGUUUUGUGUUUCCCGGUGGUGGCACUUCGUUUCCGGAAGGAGUUAAGGCUUAUGUUGAUGCUCUAAACCAUCUUCUUCCUGUGCCUUUGGAAUCUGGGGAUGUUAGAACCGUUCUUGAUGUUGGUUGUGGGGUUGCAAGCUUUGGAGCUUCUCUGAUGGACUAUGAUAUCUUGACAAUGUCAAUUGCACCAAGUGAUGAACACGAUGCUCAAGUACAGUUUGCCUUAGAAAGGGGACUUCCAGCAAUGCUUGGCGUACUAAGCACUCAUAGACUAACAUUCCCCUCAAGAUCAUUUGAUAUGGCUCAUUGCUCUAGAUGCCUCGUCCCAUGGACUGCUUAUGAUGGGCUUUACCUAAGGGAAAUUGACCGGGUUUUGCGUCCUGGUGGAUUUUGGGUACUGUCUGGGCCACCCAUAAAUUGGAAGGUAAACUACAAUGCGUGGCAAACAGAGCCUCAGGUGUUGGAAAAGGAGCAAAAUGUUUUAGAAGACCUUGCCAUGCAACUGUGCUGGGAAAAAGUUGCUGAGAGAGACAACAUUGCUGUCUGGCAAAAACCCAUAGAUCAUAGUAGCUGCAUACAGAAGCUGAAGACUUUGCCAUCCCCCACGUUCUGCAACUCAUCUGACCCUGACGCUGGAUGGUAUACCAAAAUGACUGCAUGCAUUUUUCCUCUUCCAGACGUGAAAUAUGUCCAUAAUACAUCUGGUGGUGUUCUUGAGAAAUGGCCUAUGAGGUUGAACACUGUUCCACCAAGGGUUAGAAAUGAAAAUAAUGAUGGCUUGACACUCCAAACCUAUAUUGAAGAUAAUCGGACAUGGAAAAGGAGAGUGUCCAAUUAUGGGGUCAUGCUUAAUUCCCUCUCUUCAGGUAAAUAUAGAAAUGUUAUGGAUAUGAAUGCUGGCUUUGGAGGAUUUGCGGCUGCAAUGGUUAAAUAUCCUGUUUGGGUCAUGAAUGUUGUUCCAUUUGAUGCAAAAUACAACAAUCUUGGCAUUAUCUAUGAACGAGGCCUUAUAGGAACAUACAUGGAUUGGUGUGAGCCCUUCUCGACAUACCCACGAACAUAUGACUUGAUACAUGCUAGUGGUAUAUUCACCAUGUACAAGGACAAGUGUGAUAUUAGUGAUAUUGUUGUGGAGAUACAUCGCAUUCUUCGUCCCAAAGGAACUGUUAUCAUUAGAGAUGAGGAAGAUGUAAUUCUUAAAGUAAAAGAAAUUACUGAUAAAAUAAGAUGGAAAGGAGUACUAGUGGCUGGUCAUGAGGAUGGAGCUUUUCAUUCAGAAAAGAUUAUGAUUAUUAAUACCGACUGAAUUUAUUACAAUGUUUAUAUUUGGAUAGUUCAAUUUUGCUGUCUCAUUAUUUAUGCAGUUUUUAAUAUAUUUUUUUUAAAUGAUACACGUUACAAUAAUUUGUGUAAUAUUAUAAAAUAAUAUUAUACAAAAUAUUGUAUAAAUAUUAUUUAUUCACUUUUCUUAAAGGUAGAGAAAGAUACAUGGA